AUGGACUCCUUCUCUGUACGGGCCGAGUACCGAAGAGUCAGAUUCGGGUCCUUUCAAUUAUCCCGCAAGAGCGAGGGCCGCUCUCUGCUCGCGAGGGAUGAGAUGGAUUUUAGAAGAUGGCUUGCCCGGUCCUCAAGAGGGGAGAUGGCUUUAUUGGCCAGGAAGAGUUUUUUGUCGUCCAGUGAUUGUUUUGUCUUAGAAUCUUCUCGAGUUACCUCCGCAGAAUAUCACCCUUUGUGGUCCAGAGAUACAGAACUUACGACUUACGACAUUUGGUAG
Molecule: messenger RNA, 279 nt
Organism: Nezara viridula (southern green stink bug)
Lineage: Eukaryota; Metazoa; Arthropoda; Insecta; Hemiptera; Pentatomidae
Source: the annotation of a GenBank genome assembly